Triticum turgidum subsp. durum (durum wheat) is the source of this 765-nucleotide messenger RNA. The record is from the annotation of a GenBank genome assembly. NCBI's taxonomy places the organism in Eukaryota, Viridiplantae, Streptophyta, Magnoliopsida, Poales, Poaceae.
AUGGCCGUGCCGCCGCCCGCCGACGAGAGGCCGCUUGUGAUGCUAGCGCAGCCACUCUUCCCGGAGUUCGCCACGGCUCUCGCCGGACGUUACCGGUUCGCGCUGCUAGCGGACGCCGACGCGGCGGCCGCGGCCGAGGCGAGGGCGCUGCUGGUAGGGGGGCUCCCGUCGGUAACGGCCCAGCACCUGGACGCGCUCCCGGCACUCGAGCUCGUGGCGUGCACCUCCGUGGGCGUCGACCACGUGGACCUUGACGCGUGCCGGAGCCGCGGGCUCAGCAUGACCAACGCCGGCGCCGCGUUCGCGGCCGACUCGGCCGACUACGCCGUCUCCUACCACUCGAGGUCGCCCAAGCCGUCGGCACCGUACCCAUUCGUCCCCGCGCUGCGCGACCUUGCCGCCGGCAGCGACGUGCUGGUGCUCUCCUGCGCGCUGACGGACGAGACCAAGCACAUGGUGAACCGGGAGGUGAUGGAGGCGCUGGGGAAGGGCGGGGUGCUGGUCAACGUCGGCCGGGGCGGCCUGGUGGACGAGCCGGAGCUGGUCAGGUGCCUCCGCGAGGGCGUCAUCGGCGGCGCCGGCCUGGACGUGUACGAGAACGAGCCGGCCGUGCCGCCGGAGCUGCUCGCCAUGGACAACGUCGUGCUGUCAGACCACAGGGCCGUGCUCACGCCAGAGUCCAUCGGCGGCGUGCUCGAGGUCGUCAUCGCCAACCUCGACGCCUUCUUCUCGGGGAGGCCGGUGGUGAGCCCCGUGGAGCUCUGA